Molecule: messenger RNA, 189 nt
Organism: Punctularia strigosozonata HHB-11173 SS5
Lineage: Eukaryota; Fungi; Basidiomycota; Agaricomycetes; Corticiales; Punctulariaceae
Exons: 2
Coding region: 1-189 (62 amino acids)
Source: RefSeq, a predicted model, not a curated record
AUGAGGCGCUCGUCCACACGGGUCGGGAACGUACAGUUGUGGGUCCAGUCAAGACACUUGCAAAUGGCUGUUGGACCCACAAACAUCGGCUUCGGCGCGACCGCCCGGAUGACGAGAACGCAACAUCCAUCAAUCCAAUCGUUAACUCGACUCCUUCUUUCUAAAGUCCCCUUCUCGCGAUAUUCGUGA